This is a messenger RNA of Penicillium verhagenii, 609 nucleotides long. RefSeq lists its product as uncharacterized. Bases 1 to 609 code for a protein of 202 amino acids. The record is from RefSeq and is a predicted model, not a curated record. Lineage: Eukaryota; Fungi; Ascomycota; Eurotiomycetes; Eurotiales; Aspergillaceae. The transcript has 4 exons. Gene Ontology annotation, molecular function: FMN binding; NAD(P)H dehydrogenase (quinone) activity.
AUGGCUCCCCGCGUCGCAAUUGUCUUUUAUUCGCUCUAUGGCCAUAUUCAGAAGCUGGCCGAGGCUGAGCUGAAAGGCAUUAUCGGGGCUGGCGGUAACGCCGAUAUUUACCAGAUCGAAGAGACUCUUUCGGAGGACAUUCUCAAAAAAAUGCACGCCCCGCCAAAGUCUUCUUACCCGAAAAUCGAUGUCCACAAACUACUUGAGUACGAUGCAGUUCUAUUUGGCAUUCCAACCCGCUACGGCAACUUCCCUGCUCAGUGGAAGGCAUUCUGGGAUAGAACUGGUUCUAUCUGGGCCUCGGGUGGCUACUGGGGAAAAUACGCUGGGCUUUUUAUUUCAACUGGUACUCAAGGCGGAGGGCAGGAGUCAACUGCUCUCUCCUCUAUGAGCACUCUGGCCCAUCAUGGAUUUAUCUACGUUCCCUUGGGAUAUAAGAAUGUGUUCCCACUGCUAGCAAACCUUGAAGAAAUCCAUGGUGGAUCCCCAUGGGGGGCUGGCACUUUUGCAGGUGCGGAUGGUAGUCGUCAACCAACUUCUUUGGAGCUUGAGAUUGCCGAGAAUCAGGGCAAGGAUUUUUGGGGAGCUGUUUCUAAGGUUCAAACAUAG